Molecule: messenger RNA, 1626 nt
Organism: Penicillium macrosclerotiorum
Lineage: Eukaryota; Fungi; Ascomycota; Eurotiomycetes; Eurotiales; Aspergillaceae
Gene: abd1
Product: mRNA (guanine-N7)-methyltransferase
Exons: 3
Coding region: 1-1626 (541 amino acids)
Biological process (GO): 7-methylguanosine mRNA capping
Cellular component (GO): nucleus
Molecular function (GO): mRNA 5'-cap (guanine-N7-)-methyltransferase activity
Source: RefSeq, a predicted model, not a curated record
AUGGCAUCCACACCAGACUUGGGUGCUCCCAGAUUCCCGAAUACCGCGCCAGCUACCGCAGACAAGGAUGGUGGACGAUCACCAUCCGGGCCUAGAGCAGAGCACAAUGGAUCCCGCGAUGACAAUUCAGCAGACCGGCAACCUUUCCAACCCGCACCAGCAUCCAAGCGCCGCCGAGUGCAAGAACGACACCAAGCCCGCAAGCGCGGCCGCACACCACCCUCAGUAUUCUCCCGACGCAACCGCUCUCGCAGUCCCGCCAACGCCGCAUCCAGGGAUGACCACUCACGACGUUCUCGCUCCCCCCUGCAGCCGCGCUCUCCGGAGCCGGAAGAACAGCCGCGGCAGCGCAAGCGGCCUGGUGGUGGUGCACGCAUGGGUCUGAUGAAUAGUGAGACGAUGCGGCGGCGCCAGGAAGAGCGCGAGCGCGCGCUGGAGGCGGACGCGAUGCAGGCAUCCCGGGACCGGGGCGUGUCGGACGUCGUGCGGCAGCACUACAACGCGGUUCCGGAGCGCGGGCGUGAGUGGCGCAAGACCGAGAGCAAAAUCAAGGGCCUGCGCAGCUUCAACAAUUGGGUCAAGAGCACGCUGAUCCAGAAGUUCUCGCCGGACGAAGAGUUCACCGCGCGCUUCGAAGAUACGAAGGACUGGGCGGAUGACGGAGCAGGCCCGCCUCCAGUGGAUGACAAACGGCUGUUGGUGCUGGAUCUCGGGUGCGGUAAGGGCGGUGAUCUAGGGAAGUGGCAGCUUGCGCCGCAGAAGGUCGAUCUCUAUGUUGGACUGGACCCAGCCAAUAUUUCCAUUGAACAGGCGCGGGAUCGAUAUGUUCAGAUGAAGUCGCGGGGAGGCCAGCGGGGACGUCGACCACCGCCGCCGCUAUUCCAUGCUGAGUUCCGCCCGAAGGACUGCUUUGGUGAGUGGCUUGGCGAUGUGGAUAUUGUGCAGCAGGUCGGCAUUGAUGCGAAUGCCGGACCCGGUGGAUCUCUGAUGGCUGCGCGAUGGGGUGGCGGUGGCUUUGAUGUUGUUACUUCUAUGUUUGCAAUUCACUACGCUUUCGAGAGUGAGGAGAAGGCACGCCAAAUGCUCACCAAUGUAGCUGGAUGCUUGAAGAAGGGCGGCCGUUUUAUUGGCGUGUGCCCCAACUCGGAUGUGAUCACUAGCAAAGUUUCCGCAUUCCACAAGCAGCGCAAAGAGCGCGAGGCAGCCAAGGAUGCCAAUGCCGAGCCGGAGAGUCGCGAAGAUGGCGAAGUCGAAGAGGAGGAGCGCUGCGAAUGGGGCAACGACAUCUAUCGUGUCCGCUUCCCCGGUGAUACUCCCGAGGAUGGUAUAUUCCGCCCGCCAUUCGGGUGGAGGUAUACAUACUUCAUGCGCGAGGCCGUGGAGGAAGUGCCCGAGUACGUUGUUCCUUGGGAGGCAUUCCGAGCCCUGACGGAGGACUACAACCUCGAAUUAAGCUAUCGAAGACCAUUCUUGGAGAUCUGGGAAGACGAGAAGAAUCAUCGCGAACUGGGUCCCCUUAGCGAGCGCAUGGGCGUUCGAGAUCGGGCCACUGGCGCCUUGACAAUGACGGAGGAGGAGAAGGACGCCGUCAGCUUCUACCAUGCAUUUUGUUUCUACAAAGUCUAA